Messenger RNA from Notothenia coriiceps (black rockcod), 3145 nucleotides. RefSeq names its product ilvB (bacterial acetolactate synthase)-like (gene ilvbl). Gene Ontology annotation, cellular component: acetolactate synthase complex. The coding region runs from base 303 to 2174 and encodes 623 amino acids. Lineage: Eukaryota; Metazoa; Chordata; Actinopteri; Perciformes; Nototheniidae. Gene Ontology annotation, molecular function: acetolactate synthase activity; magnesium ion binding; thiamine pyrophosphate binding. Gene Ontology annotation, biological process: L-valine biosynthetic process. The record is from RefSeq and is a predicted model, not a curated record. The transcript has 14 exons.
AAAUAUAUCCGUCAGUGUUCCUGUGUUGGCACAGCAGUUUGCAGGAAGAGCACUCGGUUAUUUCAACUAGCAGAAGAGUCCAUGACCAUAACAACAUUUUAUUAGUGACUUUAUAUUAGCUUUAUUCACAUUGAAUGUAAGGCUUUCGAAAUGGUGGCAUAGUGGUUUGUAAUAGCAGCUCCACAGUACAUUAGCCUAGCCGAGCUGAGCUGCUGAACUGGACCAGUUAGGAGUAGGAUUGGAUAUGUUAAGCUAAGUUUAGUUUUAUUUAUAGAAAUAUUAGUUUGCACCUGCAUCCUGACAUGGAGUCAAACAUUGGCACCGGUCUUUGGUGCUCUGCGGUCAUUGCUGUGGGUGGACUUGUUUUUGCAGCAUACAAACUCGGUUUACUCUACCAGCUCUUUCACAAGGCUGAGACGAAGAGCCCACGACAUGGUGGCGAGAGCGUGGCAGAGGUGCUGCGCGCCCACGGGGUCAAGUACGUUUUCACCCUCGUCGGUGGACACAUCUCCCCUAUCCUGGUGGCUUGCGAGAAGCUGGGCAUUCGCAUUGUGGACACCAGACACGAAGCCACAGCUGUUUUCGCUGCCGAUGCUGUGGCGAGACUUUCAGGGACUGUUGGUGUUGCAGCAGUGACAGCUGGCCCAGGCCUCACUAACACAGUGACAGCAGUGAAGAAUGCUCAGAUGGCUGAAUCUCCUUUGCUGCUCAUGGGAGGAGCUGCUGGUACACUACUCCAGGGCAGAGGAGCGCUGCAAGAUAUCGACCAGAUGUCUCUCUUCAAGCCGCUGUGUAAAUUCUGUGCCUCCAUCAGGCAUAUCAGGGAGAUCGUGCCCACCAUCAGGAAAGCCCUCGCCAUCGCCCAGUCGGGGACUCCUGGUCCUGUUUUCAUAGAGUUCCCCAUCGACACGCUCUAUCCCUUCCACCUUGUGUCCAAAGAGUUUGGUGUUAAGAACCCUCCCAAAGGCCUGAUGGGCAAAAUUGUUACAUGGUACCUCAAUAACCACCUCUUGAACCUCUUUGCUGGAGCCUGGGAGAAAAGAGAUGUGUCUCCACUUCCUGUUGACAUCCCACAAGCCACAGACGAUCAGGUACAAAAGUGCAUCGAGUUAAUGAGUCGGGCCAAGAAACCUGUUAUUUUGCUUGGUAGCCAAGCAACACUCCCCCCAACGCCAGCCGAUGACAUCAGGAAGGCUUUGGAGGACCUUGGCAUCCCCUGCUUCCUCGGAGGCAUGUCCCGGGGCAUGCUGGGUAGAGACAGUCCCAUCCACAUCAGACAGAACAGGCGAGAUGCUCUGAAGGACGCUGACCUGGUGCUCUUAGCAGGCACUGUGUGUGACUUCCGGCUGAGCUACGGCAGAGUUCUUAACCGACGCAGCAAGAUCAUCGCUGUCAACAGAGAUAAAUCGCAGCUGCUGAAAAACUCAGAUAUGUUCUGGAAACCGACUGUGGCAAUUCAGGGUGAUGCUGGUUCUUUGCUAAUGAAGCUUGCCAAAGGACUAAAGGGCUAUCGCUGUCCAGAGGAAUGGCCUCAGAGCCUCAAAGCAGGAGAUGUAACCAAAGAGGAUCAAAACAGGGCUAAAGCUGACGAGAAGACCGACCGCCACUUAAAUCCCUUGAAAGUCCUCCACCGUGUGGAUGAGCUGAUGUCAGAGGACAGCAUCAUUGUUGCCGAUGGGGGGGAUUUUGUUGGAAGUGCUGCUUACAUAAUGAGACCAAGAGGACCUAUGCGGUGGCUGGAUCCAGGAGCCUUCGGGACCCUGGGUGUUGGAGGAGGAUUUGCCUUAGGGGCAAAACUGUGCCGACCUGAAUCUGAGGUGUGGAUAGUGUAUGGUGACGGCUCCUUGGGAUACAGUGUUGCAGAGUUUGACACCUUCACUAGACACAAGACACCAGUUCUAGCUUUGGUGGGGAAUGAUGCAUGUUGGAGUCAGAUAGCCAGAGAGCAGGUUCCCAUACUGGGCAGCAACGUGGCAUGUGGCCUUGCAUUUACAGAUUAUCAUACAGUUGCCGAUGGCUACGGCGGUAAGGGCUACCUUGUGGGGCGUGAGGACGAGGACAGACUCAGCGACAUCAUCAGACAGGCUCAGAGGGAGACCCGGGAGGGCAGGGCGACACUCCUCAAUGUUCUCAUAGGGAAGAGCGACUUUAGAGAGGGCUCUAUCUCCGUUUAGAGCCGCGGUGAUUUCUGAAAACUUCUGCCUUUUCCUCUGGCUCUCCAUCGACUCUAACAUCAGGCUCCGAGAGAGGAUGAACACACUGCUGGAUGCCAGACCUAUGCUAAUCCUUUGUGCCCUUAAAGCCAUAUUUCUCUUUGGUAUGAGGAAAUUACUUUACAGUUCGCUGAUUGAAAAGAGUUCAACAUCCAUCACUUACUUCCGUCAUCAGACCAGGUUCAAAUCUAGCUAGACAUCUGCUAACACCAGAAACAUGACUCUGUUGGGGACUGUUUCUAAACGUGCAGCUUUAUUAUUAACUAAUAAGUGAAACACCACAGCUCCAGAUCUGCCAGCCUAUAAACUACAUAUUAAGGUGUAUAACUUUCAGGUAAAUGCUUAUAAAUUACAGAAGAUUGAUGCAUUUGGAGAAGGGAAACAAAAAUUAAGAAUUUCUUACGUUAAGGGAUUUGACCUCUACAGGGGCUCUGGGUUCGAUUUCUCACCUUUAAACAGCCUAUUAUAAGUUUCUUGCAAAUAAACCAGUUACUACUUGUGUGUGAGAGAGUUUUGGUUAAUGUUAUCAAAUGUGACCACUUUGCCUUUUCUCCUGUUGUCAAACGAACAUGGAGCCUUUUUAUGAGGAGACUUUACACCUGUAAUAUUCUUUAUUGGUUGAUGAUUUGAGAAAAAACAUUGUUAAAUGAAAAAAUAUUUUUGAAUGUCGAUGAUUGACAAAUACUAUGCCUUUUAAUGUUUGAUUGUGUCUUGGAAUACAUUGAUAUAUGUAGAUUGAAAAUGUAUUUGCUGAAUCAGUUAUGUAUUUGAAUGAUAUUUAAUACUAACUAGUAUGCAUUGAUGUGGGCUGUCAUUUUAAAUAUGCCUUUACACAAUAUGUAUUGCACUAUAAUUAUAACUUAUUUACUCACCAGGUGAACGUGUGUGGAUCAUCUCACUCCAAUAUAAAUAAAGGUUUUAUUUGGCAUUUU